AUAGCAGUGUUUGCAGAGAGUAGGGAGUAUCCCAUCCACCACUUAUUUCAUUCUCAUAUCUACUCAGUAAUUCAACACAAGAAAGAAAAUGAUAACCAAGACUUAAAGCAAAAACAGAAUUCAGUUCCAUGCUCCUCCCAAGUCUUAUUAUUUCCAGGUGUUACAACUGGGAGUUGAGCGGCCAGAUUUGAGUUCUACUUCCGCUCCUUUAACCUCCUACUCCAAAGAGUCCAAGAGCAGCAGCAAAGAAAAAGACCAACUCGAAAGUGGGGAAGGGAUGUUAGGGUUAAACAGGUGAGUUAAAUAACCAGACCUUUAGUGAGGAAUAAAGAAUUCAGGAUGUAGUUUCUAGAAAUAAGUUAUUACAGGCCUGUAAAGUUUAGCGUUGGGUAAAGCUCAAGAGGCUUUCUCUAACUCCAAAACGACGACCUUUAAAGUAAGGGAGGGUUGGGGCACCACAGCGGCCGGAUUUCUAAUUGUGGAAAGUUUAAACAAAUUUGUCCCUCGGGGAAUGGGGGAAGGGAGGGAAGAACAAGUCUGGGCUCGGCCGGGGAGCGUGCGGAGUCUGCACCGCGCGGCCGUCGGUCCAACGCGGGGAGGCUCAGGGAUUUUCGGCAGCAGCGACUACAUCCACCCCGGACCGCCGGCUGGAGGACGUGCCUGCAGCCGGCGGGUACGUGCGGCCAAUUCGGUGGAACGAGGACGCGGACUGCAAAGGCAGGCUUCUAGGUAACAAGUCACUUCACUUCUCUGGGCCUCUUAAACUUCUCAUAUGAAAAUAGACUAGGUGAACCUGGAGAGACAUUUUCUGCCCAACGUGGAAGGUGAAAGUGAAGAAAUUAGCUGUAUUUCCUAACACUCAGGAGUCUUUUCUCAUGCUGCUAAUAAAGACAUACCAGAGACUGGGUAAUUGAUAAAGAACAAGACGUUUAAUGGACUCACAGUUCCACGUGGCUGGGGAGGCCUCACAAUCAUGGCAGAAGGCAAAGGAGGAGCAAAGUCAUAUCUUACAUGGCAGCAGGGGAUACGAUCAUUUACCAGGUACCCUCCUCUGAAAUCAAAACUCUUUAAUUAAAGAGACAUGAAAUGACAAGAUUUUUUAAAAAUCCCAUGAGGAGAAGGCAUUCUAAUUUAGGUGUGGUUUCCCAUAAGGAAGCUCUUCUUCCUGCUUGGCUUCCACCUUUAACCCUUCCACCUGGGAGCGUCCUCUAACACAUUCAAACUACAAGUCCAGACCCAAGAGAGCAAGGCCCAGAAAGAGGUCAAAAUGGGGUUUAUAUUUUCGAAAUCUAUGAAUGAAAGCAUGAAAAAUCAAAAGGAGUUCAUGCUUAUGAAUGCUCGACUUCAGCUGGAAAGGCAGCUCAUCAUGCAGAGUGAAAUGAGGGAAAGACAAAUGGCCAUGCAGAUCGCAUGGUCUCGGGAAUUCCUCAAAUAUUUUGGAACUUUUUUUGGCCUUGCAGCCAUCUCUUUAACAGCUGGAGCGAUUAAAAAAAAGAAGCCAGCCUUCCUGGUCCCGAUUGUUCCAUUAAGCUUUAUCCUCACCUACCAGUAUGACUUGGGCUAUGGAACCCUUUUAGAAAGAAUGAAAGGUGAAGCUGAGGACAUACUGGAAACAGAAAAGAGUAAAUUGCAGCUGCCAAGAGGAAUGAUCACUUUUGAAAGCAUUGAAAAAGCCAGAAAGGAACAGAGUAGAUUCUUCAUAGACAAAUGAAAUCAUGUUUACCAAUCAAAUCUCAAAGCACAGAAUUAUUGACUUGAAUCACGGUUUUUACAGUUUUUUAAAUGCUCAAGAUUUUGAUAUUAUAGAUUUUAUUUUAAAAUAUUAAAAUGCAAGAUAGUUUUGAGCUAUUUUAAAAUAAAAUUUAUAACAUUCAACACAAAAUCAUGGAGGUGCUCUAAAUAACUUAUAGAUUUCCUCUCUUUGUGUGUAUUACCAAUAUCUAAGUGUAAAAUUAAUAAAUUGUUUUGAAUUCCUGGAAGCAAAUGCCCAGCUGCUCUCACUUCUCUGCCACACAUACUUUCCAUACCACAUUCCACUUCCACAGAUGCUGCUGUAUUUUGGAUUUGUCAAUUGUGUCCUGCCCCUACAUGACAGAAAACAGUAUUGUUUGACUAACAUAUAUACUGCAUUUACUAUGACUGGCACUGUUCUGAGUGUUUUGUACAAAUUCUUGUAAUCAUCCCAAUUAUUUUAUGAAGCAGGAAUCAUUUUAUAAAUGUGGAAACUGAAGCACAGAUAAGCAGCUUGAACAAAGGCAGAAGCAUGCAAGCCAAAUCCAAGAAGUUGCUGCAGGUCAUCCAAUUGGGCUGGGCCAAAGCCAUACUUGGCCAGGGCUUGGAUUUGAACAAGUGUGGCUCCAGUGGCUGUGCUCUAAAAGGCUUUGACAAGGCCUUAACUGAUGCUUAACCUGCAAAGAAAAGCUAUAAAAGGGAAAAGGUAACAACAUUCAAAUAAUGACUCAGGGCAUAGUUGCUAGAGAGGUGGAAACAAGAGAGAGGUAGAUUUGGGUGCCUGCCUUUUUAUUUAGACUCACUGGGAAAACUCAUAAAAUUCUCCUAUAUAUAAGUAUUUCUUCAGAUGCGAACCCUACAUAUAAUAUGCUCAUUCCAAAGAGAUUUAUUGAUACUACUAUGUGCCAGGCACUGUUAUAGACACUAGAGCUACAUCGGUGAAUAAGUAGACAAUGUCCUGUAUCCUGGGCAGAGGAAUAUGUUCCAGUAAGGGGUGGGAUAAUUGGGGCAGGCAACAAAUUAACAUCAAGAUAAAUAAGAUCAUUUCUAAUCCUGGCAAAUGCUUCAGUGGAAAUGAAACAGAGUGAUAAGAGAAUGAUUGGGUUAAUGAGGUGGUGCUUCUUUAGAUCGGGACUGCAGACACUGCCUGUUUGCAGAGGUGACAUUUGAACUGAGACAUGGCAUGGCCAAAUAAUAGAAAGAAGCCCAGGAAGAAUAAUAGGAGAUUAAAUAUUAAGGUAGGAAUAAGCAUGAAUAUGAUGUGGUCUCUACCUUCAAGGAGCUGACAACAUAUCAACAUGUGUUUUGUUACAAUUUUAGUUUUAGAGAACCUUGAGCCAAGUCUUGAAGGAUGCAUAGAAGUUCUCCAUGAAGGUAAACGUUGAAGAGGAAGGGUGCCCCAGGCAGGAGAAGCAGCUUGAACAAAGGCAGGACCGUGCAAGCCAAAUCCAAGGAAUUGCUGCAGGUCAUUCAAUUUGGCUGCAGCAAGGGGUUCCUCAUGUGGGGGACUUUUUCAGAAAUGAUCCUGGUGGAGGUACAAUUCAAUUCCUGAAGGGCCUUGGAUGUAACAGCAAGGAGUUUGGACUCUUUCCUGAGGGUGAUAGCAGUGAAAGAAUGCAAAAUGGGAUUUUUACCCAGAUUUGUAGAUUAGAAGGGAAAGAUCCCAGAUCCCAAGUAAUGAGGAGCUGCAAUGAUCCACCUGAGUGCUGACUAGUGGCCUGAAUUAAGGCUACAGCCUUGGGAAUGGACUCAAGAUUAUGAAAAUAGAGAAUAGCAGUACCAGGAAACCAGUUUGAGGUCACAGAGUGGGAGUUGUUUUCCCUGCAUUUUUAAUCUGUGUGGAUUAUCUAAGACCCCUAGAGAACAUGAGAAAGAAGAAGUAUUGGGAGGAACACUGGUGGACUCAUGAAUGCCUAAGACCUAGUGCUGGUUGUAGGUCACACCAGAAUCUGGAAUUGUAUUUCUUUCCCCACAAUUCAAUCAUGCUAUUCAAAUGUUCCUGACAUAGUCUAGCCAGAGCUCACCAAGAAUAGGUUUGAUGCCUAUGCAAAGGCUGAUCGGCUCAAGACCUUAUAUGGGAUUUUCAUUGCUGGCAACAUAGCCAGGCCCUGGGCCCCCUUAAGAAUACCAGGCUGUUCAAUUGUAUUGGCUUCUUCCUCUGGCACUGACGCUGAGUUUAUUAAUAAUUCUACCUCAGUAGAGGCCCUGCUGAGAAACAUACGCACACACUUACACUCAUACUGUUGUUUGCCCCAAAUUGUAUAGUGAGGCAAAAAUCAAAGUGGAGCUAUUAAAAAUGACCAUGCAGCACAAGUAUGUUGUAACAUUUUUCAGUGUUAUAACUGCCGAUUAUCCAAAGCUUUUCCUCUCAUUAUUACAUUGUCGUUUUGUUGAAAGGAAAAACAUUUCUGCUGUGAUGCUCCUGAGCUAUUUCUUCAUCAUUUAUAUUAAUUAAAUAUUUGUUUAUGCUUAUGAUUAAUCCCUAAUUACCAACUAGACAGCUGAUGUUUCCAAAUACUGAAACUUACAUGGUCUUCUAUAAGAAACUAGCUUAUAAUCAUCACAAACUUUUGUGAUAUUGCAAGAAGAAUGAGGAAAUAAAUAUGAGAAAGUAUAUUAGGAGAAGGAUAAGAAACAGGUUUCAUUAUGAACAAAGAUUUAGAGAUUAAAAUAAUGAUAACCUCACUCAAUCUCUUUGUCAAUUAUUAGGAAUAAAGUUGGAGGAAAACUUAUCUACACUCCAUGUGGUUCUGUUCUUCCCAAGACAUUCCUGGCUCAGCCAAAGCAAUGCAGAGACUAAGUAUAUGUGGAGUCUGUCAUAGUUAAGGGAUAUAAAUAUGGAUCCAGAGAUUCUCUGCAACAGAAAGACUGUUCUUGACAAUCACUGUAUAAUAGUAAAAAUGCAGUUUAUAACAUUGCAUUACCUAAGUGUUUUGAAUGUUUCUUAUUCACAUUUACAUGAGAGAAUUGUUCUCCCUGUUAAAACAAAAAUAAUAUAUCAGGGUCUGAAAUUUACAAAUAAAUCAAGUUUAUAUGGUGUUCAACCAA
Messenger RNA from Pongo pygmaeus (Bornean orangutan), 4779 nucleotides. RefSeq names its product plasminogen receptor with a C-terminal lysine (gene PLGRKT). The coding region runs from base 1268 to 1711 and encodes 147 amino acids. Gene Ontology annotation, biological process: positive regulation of plasminogen activation. The record is from RefSeq and is a predicted model, not a curated record. The transcript is spliced from 10 exons. Gene Ontology annotation, cellular component: plasma membrane. NCBI's taxonomy places the organism in Eukaryota, Metazoa, Chordata, Mammalia, Primates, Hominidae.